Molecule: messenger RNA, 851 nt
Organism: Rubroshorea leprosula
Lineage: Eukaryota; Viridiplantae; Streptophyta; Magnoliopsida; Malvales; Dipterocarpaceae
Source: the annotation of a GenBank genome assembly
GAGCUUAACUUUCAGAGAAAAAGGAGAGCGGUUUCUAAAUCAGAAAAGAACGAAGCGAUGGCGGAUCAGUUGACCGACGACCAGAUCUCCGAGUUCAAAGAGGCCUUCAGCUUGUUCGACAAGGAUGGCGACGGUUGCAUUACCACCAAGGAGCUUGGCACUGUAAUGCGGUCGCUAGGACAGAACCCGACUGAGGCGGAGCUUCAGGACAUGAUCAAUGAAGUCGAUGCUGAUGGGAAUGGAACCAUUGACUUCCCUGAGUUUUUGAACUUAAUGGCAAGGAAAAUGAAGGAUACAGACUCUGAGGAGGAACUGAAGGAGGCAUUCCGGGUUUUCGACAAGGACCAAAACGGUUUCAUUUCUGCUGCUGAGCUGCGCCAUGUCAUGACAAACCUUGGGGAGAAGCUUACUGAUGAAGAAGUGGAUGAGAUGAUCCGGGAGGCUGAUGUGGAUGGAGAUGGUCAGAUAAAUUAUGAGGAGUUUGUGAAGGUUAUGAUGGCAAAGUGAGGAUUUAAUCACUUAACCUUUUAUGAAUUCCAUUUGGUGGUUUUGAUUUGAAGACUUAAAACGUGGGCACGUCUGUAAUGAUGGUGGGUGAACUGUUUAUCAUGGUCCUUUAUCUGUUUCUAUGACUAUCUUGGUUUAGUUUUAUAAUGCAACUCUUUUCUGAUCUCAUGUGUUCAGAGCCUAAAUGGACAACUCAUUUUCUUAUUACAGUAUUGUCUAUUAAUUUCAGCUACUGUGCAUAAGAAAUUAAGAAAUCUAUGUUUGGUAUAUUUAAUGGUUUUGUUUGACUAGAGACAUUGGUACAUGGUUUGUCAAAAUUGGAAAAAUGAAAUUUAAUGCGUAGU